AUGGCUUCCCAAAAAGACGUUCCCUUGGCGGAAGCUCUGGAUAAGGAGUUAGAAAACAUCUUCCAAUCAAUAAGCAGUUUAGAAUUAUCGGAAGGCGAAAUCUAUCAGUUAUUCGGUCCUUUGAGGUGGUAUAUUUUUCGGAACAGAUUCCUGAAAUCGGCAAAAGUGGUGGUAAUGGUUACGAUUGCUGUAUUAGCGGUAUACUAUAUAUCGUUUUUAAACUGGAACGCUUCUGCUGUUGGUAGGCUGGUGAUGAUCCAGUUAUUACCGUACUGGAAUUGGAGACCGCUGUAUAAGGAACACUGUUUGAUUAAGAACUUUCCGGUAAAUGUACAGAAGCAAAGCAUGUCUCGGGUUUCAUAUUCAUUCUCUAUUGACGAAUGCGCGGUGUGCGAAAACAUUGAUUCAAUAUCAAAGCUUGAAGCAAUUACCUUCGACUAUCUAAACGAGCAGCAUUUGUUGAGAAGUUUACCAGCUGUUAUCACGGAUUCACAUCAUCAGUGGAAAAAUGCAAGCUACAAGAAUUUAACUAGUUUUGUGGAGCGAAUUGAACCAUUACUAUUAGCUAGGCCGUGCAAUGUACAAACAAAUUUAAUAUUCGACGUGAAUUCACCUAAAAAAUAUGAAAACACCAUGACCGAUCUCUAUGAUAUGUUGCUGAACGUCCGUGGAAACGACUCGUGGUUCCUGCAUUUUCGAAACUGUGAACUGAACACCGUUAAACAAACGCGAUUGCUGAUUGGAAAACCUUACUUCUAUCCAGCCCAUCUGGAGAUGCCGUACACAACGUGGAUUUUGAUGUCGAACAAUUAUCGGAAGGCAUCACCGAAGACGUUGAACUUGGAUGGGCUUACGAUAGUUAUGCAGGUUACAGGAGUAAUCGGUAUCACCUUGCAGGCGAAAGAACCAUGCGAUCGGACUUGUGGUUCGCUGACAGCGGAUAUACGCGAGGGAGAGUCGUUGAUUUUCUCCACAAAACUCUGGACGAUGAAAUAUUUGCCAGCAUACUCAAAUGAAACAUCUAUAAGCUUCGUGACGGAGACGUAUCAAAGUUGAAUACAUGCAUAAUAAUUGUAGCAUAUGUAAAAUCUGAAUAAAUGUAGUUGGUCAUUAAAUCGGAAUUAAUCUUAUUUUUCAUAUUUUUUUACUGAAUUUGGAAAAAAUGUGAGCUUGCUCUCUACACUCAGAAUAAUUAGUACGUAAUACAUGGUUGUGCACUAGUAAGCUGUAAACAGCUAACUACGCACAAGUGAUUCUUUCGUUCGGCUUUUGCAUCAUUUUGCGCAAAUGAAGUGAAAUAAGUAUAUGUGCGGGCUACGGGUAUAUGUGGGGCCCUCCUUGGCCGUGCGGUAGGACGCGCGGCUACAAAGCAAAACCACGCUGAGGGUGGCUGGGUUCGAUUCCCGGUGCCGGUCUAGGCAAUUUUCGGAUUGAAAAUUGUCUCGCUUCCCUGGGCAUAAAAGUAUCAUCGUGUUAGCCUCAUGAUAUACGAAUGCAAAAAUGGUAACUUGGCUUAGAAAUCUCGCAGUUAAUAACACUAAGCUGCGAAGCGACUCUGUCCCAGUUUGGGGAUGUAAUGCCAAUAAGAAGAAGAAGAAGAAGAAGAAGAAGAUAUGUGCGGCUAAACAUAUUGGACUAAUUUGUAUUAAAUGCAUUCUGGGUUAGGGGAUGCUUACCCGAUCAGCAAUGCAUAACAAAAUUAUAACAAGGGGAGAUAUUUAUUUCAGAAAAAUAUUGUUACAAAAUGUGUUAUAAAUUUGGCUGGUUAGUUGUUAAAAUAACAAAAAAUAUAUCAAAAAUUCCUCUAGCCGUAACACAAUUUAAUCAGAGGUUGAUACCUUCAUAUCAAUAUUAUAACAAACGUUGACAUAAAUAUCCUGUAAAAAUUCUACCUUCAAUGUAACUGCCUACAUCACGUAUGAAAAUGUGGUACUCUUCAACGACGGAUUUCCAUCCAUAAUGUUGGCAAUUAACUUUGUACUAGCUGUUAAUAUCGAACAUAGAUUUAAGUUAUACUAAAGGUAAUUAUGUCCGCUUUUUCCAAUAUCUACAAAAAAUGUAGGCAAUUAUUUUUUGUAAAAAUAUAUAUAACUAAGGUUGUAUUAAUUUUGAUAUGAAAUAAACCUGGUCGAAGACCCAUUUUUAUCGAAUUAUCUAAAUAUAACACACGUUGUUUUGAAGAACAACCAUUGAUAGAAUUGAGUUAUAAUUUUGUUAUGCAUUGCUGAUCGGGUAUGUGCUUAUUUUUUCCGAUGAAUAUAUGUGGAUUAUCUUCAGUGUCAGAAGUUUUUUUAGCUGACAACUAUUCUAUACUAUUUGGAUUUUAUAUUUUUUUUAUAGUUUUAUCAAGGCAUUGUAUAAUAUUUAGGAUUUUGAGAAAGUUUUAUGGUGCACCGUGGGUAAUAGAAAGGAUCUUGAAAAUGCCAUCAUAAAACUUCCUCAAAGCUAUAUGGUUUCUAAUUGGGAAAAAGCUCUUGUUGAACAAUGUUCCAUAAAAUUAAAAAAAGGUAGAAAAAAAAAAAACAAAAUUAAAAC
This is a messenger RNA of Armigeres subalbatus, 2535 nucleotides long. RefSeq lists its product as uncharacterized. The record is from RefSeq and is a predicted model, not a curated record. Lineage: Eukaryota; Metazoa; Arthropoda; Insecta; Diptera; Culicidae. Bases 1 to 1056 code for a protein of 351 amino acids. The transcript is spliced from 2 exons.